Talaromyces amestolkiae is the source of this 600-nucleotide messenger RNA. RefSeq lists its product as uncharacterized. The transcript is spliced from 5 exons. Gene Ontology annotation, biological process: phosphatidylcholine biosynthetic process. Gene Ontology annotation, molecular function: S-adenosylmethionine-dependent methyltransferase activity. The record is from RefSeq and is a predicted model, not a curated record. The coding region runs from base 1 to 600 and encodes 199 amino acids. NCBI's taxonomy places the organism in Eukaryota, Fungi, Ascomycota, Eurotiomycetes, Eurotiales, Trichocomaceae.
AUGUCUUCCAUCACUGACUAUAUAGACCUUUCCCAGCCCAGCUUGCAGAUCUCUGCACUGGCCAUUGCUUUUAACCCGAUUUUCUGGAACAUUGUCGCGCGACAAGAAUACAAAAACCACUUCCUUACACGCAUCUUCGGCAGCCCUUACUAUGGCUGCUACUUCCUCGCUGUCGCCAUAUUCUCUCUAGGCAUCUUCCGUGACCAUCUCUACCUCAAAGCCCUCGAGGACCAGCCAUUCUACGAACCCGUCCACCAGCCCUACAUCGCCUAUGGCCUGUUCGCUACUGGCAAUGUCCUUGUUAUCUCCAGCAUGUGGGCACUCGGCGUUACGGGUACCUACCUAGGAGACUACUUUGGCAUCUUGAUGGAUGCCCCCGUUACUGGAUUCCCGUUCAAUGUGACUGGUUCCCCCAUGUACUGGGGUAGCACGUUGAGCUUCUUGGGUACUUCUUUGUACUAUGGAAAGGUUGCUGGUCUGCUUUUGACGCUUGAGGUGUUUGUUCUCUAUUGGUUUGCGUUGCAAUGGGAGGACCCAUUCACUGCCGAGAUCUACGCCAAACGCGAGCGCGAGAGGGCUAAAGUUGCCAAGAGCUCCUGA